Vigna radiata var. radiata (mung bean) is the source of this 1125-nucleotide messenger RNA. Its product is annotated as NAC domain-containing protein 92-like. The record is from RefSeq and is a predicted model, not a curated record. Gene Ontology annotation, biological process: regulation of DNA-templated transcription. Bases 7 to 1125 code for a protein of 372 amino acids. NCBI's taxonomy places the organism in Eukaryota, Viridiplantae, Streptophyta, Magnoliopsida, Fabales, Fabaceae. Gene Ontology annotation, molecular function: DNA binding. The transcript is spliced from 3 exons.
UUUUGUAUGCUACAGAAAGACAAGGAAAUUGUUGGCAAAGAGGGUAAAGAUAUUGAAAUGGAAGAAGGCACUCAUGAGAAGAAGGAAGAAACCCUACCACCUGGUUUUCGCUUUCACCCCACAGAUGAAGAACUCAUUUGUUACUAUCUCACAAACAAGAUUUCAGAUUCUGAUUUUACACCAAAAGCAAUAGCUGUUGUAGAUCUCAACAAAUGUGAGCCAUGGGAUCUUCCUGGAAAGGCGAAAAUGGGACAAAAAGAAUGGUACUUCUUCAACCUAAGGGAUCGCAAAUAUCCAACAGGUGUGAGAACAAACAGAGCAACGAACACAGGGUACUGGAAAACCACUGGAAAAGACAAAGAGAUCUUGAACAGUGUUACAUCGGAGUUGGUCGGCAUGAAGAAGACUUUGGUUUUCUACAAAGGUAGGGCUCCCAGAGGAGAGAAAACCAACUGGGUCAUGCAUGAAUAUCGCAUUCAUUCAAAAUCCACCUUCAAAAUCACUAAGCAAGAUGAAUGGGUGGUUUGCCGGGUGUUCCGGAAGAGUGGUGGUGCAAAAAAGUUCCCGUCUAAUUCGAACCACAGCAGAACACUGAACCCGUAUGGUGUUGAAGUUAGCCCUAGCGUUGUGCCACCCCAAAUGAUGCAUCUGGGUGACCCUUCUUCUGCUCAUUUCAAUUUCCUUUAUGGAUCAAGAAACUACAUGAUCAACCCUUCAGAGUUCAGAGCUGGUGGAUCCACAAGUGUCAAUGUGACGAACCUCCCAAUAAUGCAUACCCAUUUCAACAAUCCACCACCACCACCACCAGGAGGAGGAGGAGGAGGAGGAGGGUUCAGCAUUUCUGGCCUUAAUUUGAACCUGGGAGGAGCAGCAGUUUCCACUGCUGCCACCACACAAACACAGCCCCUUCUGAAGCCAAUGAUAGCACCACCACAGCCACUUUCUGCUCACACAGUGGCCCAAAUGAAUCAUGAUUUCAGUUCCAACAUGGUGACACCUGGUGCUGCUCUUGCUGCUGACAGUGUAGUCUAUGGUUCAGACAUGACCAAUGCAAAUUCUCAUGGCAAUAGGUUCAUGGGCAUGGACCACUGCAUGGAUCUAGACACUUACUGGCCUUCCUACUGA